Molecule: messenger RNA, 535 nt
Organism: Saccoglossus kowalevskii
Lineage: Eukaryota; Metazoa; Hemichordata; Enteropneusta; Harrimaniidae
Source: RefSeq, a predicted model, not a curated record
GGCGCUUUUGGCGAUAAGCAAAGUUCAAAUCGCUGGAUUUAGAGUUAUUCCAAUUGAGUCGAAGGACAGUGGAAGACGUCUAACUCUGAUUGGUUCUUCAAGUUCAUAUCUAUAGUAUUAAGCUUCACUUAACAAAUAUACUUUGUUGAAUUCAUCAUAGUUGAAAAAAAUGUUGUUCUCAGGGAAGUCAUUCCAGAAUUUCUGCCACUUGAACGUGAAUAUGAAACUCGUCACACUGACUGUCAUAUUGAUGUCCAUAACGUUUCACCACACACAUGCCCAGUCAUGUGGUUCAUGGAAGCAAGCACAGAGCAGAGCGCAUUGUAUUGGUGGUAGUAUUGGUCUAACGAAGAGGAUUGUAGAGAGUUUUCAGAAUAGCAGGAAGGCGAGUGGUGACUUAGAAGACAGUAGACAAAUCGAGACACGACAAGAUUAUGAAAACAGUAAUGAAAUGACCCCACAAAAGCUGAAUAUUAUCAAAACUGAAACGGGAAUAGUUGAAGCAGAAACGGAGUGUUCAUUAGUAGCCGAAUAG